Messenger RNA from Acanthosepion pharaonis, 831 nucleotides. The record is from the annotation of a GenBank genome assembly. Lineage: Eukaryota; Metazoa; Mollusca; Cephalopoda; Sepiida; Sepiidae.
AUGCUAAUCUUAUUCAUUCCAUCUUUUACGUCAUUUUUAUUCUUUUUGCUUCUUCUUCUUCUUCUACAAACUUCUUCGACUUCAUCAUCAAAACUUUCUUCUUCUUCUAUUUCUUCUUCUUUGUCUUCUUCUUCUUCUUUAUCUUCAAAAACUUUUUUUCAUCUUCUAAACCUUCUUCUUUUUCUUCUUCUUGAAAUCCUCCUUCUUCAUCUUCAAAACCUUCUUUUUCUUCUUCAUCAUCUUCACAAACUUCUACUUUUUCUUCUUCUUUUUCAACUUCCAAAAAUUCUUCUUUUUUCUUCUUUUUCUUCUUCCUCUUCAAAUCUUCUUCCUCUUUUUCUUCUUCAUCAUCUUCAAAACCUUCUUUUUCUUCUUCUUCUUCAUUUUCAAAAACUUCUCCUUUUUCAUCUUCAAAACUUUCUUCUUGAAAACCUUCUUCUUCUUCAUCUUCAUAACUUAUUCAUUCCAUCAUGUCUUUUUCAUCAUUUUUAUCCCUUUUGCCCCGUUUUCUUCUUCUUUUUCCUCUUCUUUUUCUUCUUCUUUUUCAAUAGCUUUCUUCUUCUUCACUUCCUUUUUUCUUCUUUUCUUUUUCUUCAUCUUCAAAACCUUCUUCUUCUUUUUCAUCAUCUUCAUAACCUCCUCCUUCUUCAUCUACAAACCUCUACUUCGACUUCAUCAUCAAAACCUUCUUCUUCAUAUCCAGAACCUUCUUCUUCAUCACCAUUUUCAAAACCUUCUUCUUCUUCUUCUUCUUCUACUUCUUCUUCCCGCCAUUGCUUUGCACUCGGUCCGGUUUGUCUAGCUAGUUUGCAGCUGCAAAGCGUAAACUAA